AUGAUUCGCCGCGCGUUCAACGGCGCCGCCGUCGCCACCUCGGCCAAGUCGUCCUCCGCCAUGAAGAUGUCGUUCGAGUCGGAGAUCGGCGCGCAGCCUCCCCUCGGAUUCUGGGACCCGCUCGGCCUUCUCGCGGACGCGGACCAGGAGCGGUUCGAGCGCCUCCGGUACGUGGAGGUGAAGCACGGGCGCAUCGCUAUGCUCGCCAUCGCCGGUCACCUGACCCAGCAGAACGUCCGCCUCCCCGGCAUGCUGUCGAACUCGGCGGACCUGUCGUUCGCGGACAUGCCGAACGGCGUGGCCGCUCUGUCGAAGAUCCCCCCGGCGGGCCUCGCGCAGAUCUUCGCGUUCGUGGGCUUCCUUGAGCUGGCUGUGAUGAAGAACGUGGAGGGCUCCUUCCCCGGAGACUUCACGAACGGCGGCAACCCGUUCGCGUCCUCGUGGGACGCGAUGUCGGAGGAGACGCAGGCGUCGAAGCGCGCGAUCGAGCUGAACAACGGGCGCGCGGCACAGAUGGGCAUCCUGGCUCUGAUGGUGCACGAGGAGCUGAACAACAAGCCGUACGUGAUCAACGACCUCCUCGGCGCGGGAUACACCUUCAACUAGAUCACUCGUCCAUGCGUUCUUCAGAACGUUUUCACCGGUUUUGUUGCUGGAGGCGCUCUGUGAAUAGCGGUGUCGUGUUGUGACGUUAUUUUUUGUGGUUUCGUUCAGAAGCUGCAAUGAGGGGAGGGGACCCCUUCUUUCGUUAUAGGCUCCGGAACUAGAUGAUGCUCUGGUUCCGCGGCGUUUUAUUUUCAUUUGGGCUCAUAGAAGCGGUGUCAUUUCACCUUUUAGAAAGUUCCGACCGUGUAACCAACCCGCGGGUGGUUCGUAUGGUACACCCUCUAGCGUGAGGCGUGCGGUUACUGUUCGGAGGCCAGGGGGCUAGGAGAUUGGGGCCCAUGUCGUUGGUGUGUCGGCUGCGCCUGUUGUUGCGACGCUUUGGCCUUGUGGAUGGCGCCGGUUGUUGCUGUUACCCGUUUUGCCCUGUUUUUUGUCGUCGAGUCGUCGUGUCAAGCUUGACCAUGGUGCGUACACCCGAGAGGCGUGCUGCGUCGAUGGUAGUUGUUCUCGCUUUGCACCUCUUUGAACUGAACGGGACUCUGUGAAUGGAAACAAGGCUAUAAAUCGAACACCGAGAGAAGCUUGCACUGCUGUGCUUGCAAACGCUGUCGUUGUGUCUGUGAUUGCUGUAGCCUCUCGAUGAUGAUGCUCGACGUUUAGCACCCGUCCUGCAUAUGCAUCAGCACGUGAGGAAAAUUUGACUCGAUAACAGAGUGUCUUGGAUGUUUUGUGCAUGGGCUGUGCCCUGGCAUUCAUGAAACGGCCGUUCAUGGAACAGUUAUCUCGUAUCACGAAGGGAUUUCCGCCUCUCCCCUCCCUUGCUAUGUCGGGAGGGCGAACACACAGAUGGG
Molecule: messenger RNA, 1457 nt
Organism: Ectocarpus sp. CCAP 1310/34
Lineage: Eukaryota; Phaeophyceae; Ectocarpales; Ectocarpaceae
Source: the annotation of a GenBank genome assembly